Molecule: messenger RNA, 2272 nt
Organism: Papilio polytes (common Mormon)
Lineage: Eukaryota; Metazoa; Arthropoda; Insecta; Lepidoptera; Papilionidae
Product: autophagy-related protein 13 homolog
Exons: 4
Coding region: 85-1710 (541 amino acids)
Biological process (GO): autophagy
Cellular component (GO): Atg1/ULK1 kinase complex
Source: RefSeq, a predicted model, not a curated record
UCUCUAAAACAACAAAUGAACAAACAUGUCCUCUGGCUUUGUGAACAGAGUUACAAAACAAUCUCAUAGCCAUUAUUAAACGAUAUGUUAUCAUUCUUCUCUAAAUUGUCAUUAAACAACACACAGAAUUCUCCCGUGGAGUUAGCCAAGCCCGCUUAUAUGGACAAAAGUGCAACACUGCAAGAGCUCGGCUACAAAGACGACGAUGAGUUGAGAGAGACUAUUUAUGACUUUUUGAGGACAAUACGAGACCCGGAGAAGCCUAGUACAUUGGAGGACUUGAAAGUUGUUUAUGAAGAAGGUAUCUUCGUGAAGGAACCUACAGCUGAUAACGUACCUGUUCUUCGUGUGGAAUAUAAUCCCACCGUGCCGCAUUGUUCGCUAGCAACGUUGAUCGGACUUUGUAUAAGGAUAAAAAUACUCCGUUCUUUACAUCAUCCUGUUAAACUUGAUGUUUUCAUCAAAAAAGGAGCUCAUACAACUGAAGAUGAAAUCAACAAACAAAUCAAUGAUAAAGAGCGGAUUGCCGCCGCUAUGGAGAGUGUACAAGUUAUAGUGGAAUCAAGAAAGGGUGUGAAAAUAGAAGCCAAUUCAAAACCAAGAACGACAGACUCUGAUUGGUUUAAUUUACAAAUACCAGAUUCACCUGAAGUAAAUCAGGCGACGAAGAAUGCGUUGCCAUCUGACAAAAUAUUAGAAACAAUAAGAUCUCAACUCCAUGUUGAAAUAUCAGUACAGACGGAAGAUGGUGAUGAAAUGGUUUUAGAGUUAUGGACUUUGGAGUUAGAUGAGGCACAAUUUGAUACAUCUUUAAAAGCAAUGAAUACAGUGUAUUUUCGAAUGGGUAUACUCUUAAAAUCGGUGAUCACGAUCAGCAGAAUAACACCAGCUUAUCAUCUCUCAAGGAAACAGCGAACAGAGUCUUUUACUAUAUUCUACAGAGUUUAUAAUGGUGAACCAAAAAUAAAAGCAUUGGGUGACUCGGUUAAGAAAGUACAAGCUGGAAUGCUUAAAACACCUUUAGGUGGAUUAUGUUUUACCGUAUCAUAUCGUACUAAUUUCUCUAUAUCACCGAAUACCUCGGAAAAGAGUAAAACGUUAAUUUUAAAAAGUGAUCAUUUCGAAUUGAGUCCGAAACAUGUUAUUUUUGAAUCUAAAAAGACGAGAAUAACAAAAGAGAAAGAAUCAAAACCAACAAAACCUGUUGAUUUGAACAAACCGUUACGUUUAGCUGCGUUUGCUGAUGAAGUGAUUAUACAGAAAGCAAUUAAUGAAUUUUUCGAGAAAAUUCCAAUACCAAAAUUCAAAAGGUAUCCAAGACCAAAAACACCGAUCAAAGACAAAGCGAUGGAGUCCAAGAGUACACAAGAUUUGGAUCUUUCAGUUAUGACCAAAAGUCCGACAUCAUUAGAGUUACCUCCGAAGAAGUUUUCCGGAUUCCGUGGGGAAAAUGAACCUCCGUUGAAAUUGUUGCAUUUUCCUUUUGCUGAUAACCAUCCUAUACGUGAAUUGGCGGAGUUUUAUAAAGAUUUCUUCAAUGCGCCACAUUUAAAGUUGACAGAGCAACAAGUUAGUAAGGAUAUUGAUGUACAGGAAUUGGAAAUUGGUGAGGAUCUAUCCAAGGAUUUGGAGUUAUACGAGAGUUCGGUUCUUGAGUUUGAUGAACUGCUGGCAGAUAUGUGCAGGUCGGCGGAGUGGAGUGGUAAUUAGGAACAGUGGUGAUGGGUGAAGACUGAAUUGUAAAGUUUUUAAAUAAAUAUUUUAUUUCUCUGUUAAAUGAAAUGUGGUAUACUUUGACUGUGGGGUGUGAUUUUUGAAUUUAUCUAAUUCUAUUGAUUUUGUAGUUUAUAGUCUAGAUUUAAAUGUUUAUUAUAAAAUUAUUUAGUUUAGAUUUACACGGUUGACAAAAAUAACAUCCCUGAAUUUAUUUCCUAAACAUUCCUUAUGAUUAAAAUUAUUGGUAUUGUAAAUAUUUUAGAUUGCUAUAAUAAUUGGUUCCUAUGUUUAACAUUAAAAGAUGUGUACAAAAUACCUUAAGCCAUACAUAUCCAUUUUUUUUGCAAACAUAGACUUUUAUUAAAACGUUUUCUCUUCUCUCAAGUGUGUCUCUAUUUAGUACAGAUAAUUAAGAUUUGCAACACAAGUAUUGUUGAUACAAGUAUCAUUUUAUUGAACUUUCAAGUAAUUUGAAAUAUUUGUAGUGUAUCUUACAAUAAAUCUUUUAUUUGCCUGCGUUGUACGAAAUGUUCAAAAAUUUAUUACGAUGUUAUGA